This is a messenger RNA of Botrytis deweyae, 570 nucleotides long. RefSeq lists its product as uncharacterized. The transcript has 2 exons. NCBI's taxonomy places the organism in Eukaryota, Fungi, Ascomycota, Leotiomycetes, Helotiales, Sclerotiniaceae. The coding region runs from base 1 to 570 and encodes 189 amino acids. The record is from RefSeq and is a predicted model, not a curated record.
AUGUUUAUUCUUGCAAAUCCGGUGGUAAUAUUCCUCUUUUUGAUAGAGGAGCAAAAAAUCGAGAGAGAGGCGGAGAAGAUGGAAGAGAAAGAGAAUGCUAUGACUGCAGCUGCAGAAACUACUGUUAUUCGUCCUGGCUCUGUUCUUUCUCCCAGCGAGGGAAGUGUUGGUGGAGAAGAUGAUCAGGGGAUUGGAGGAAGAAGUGGUGUUAUUCUGGGAGCUGGCGGUGGAGCCAUACAUCAGAAUCUAGUCUCACGACCAAAACACUCCACCUUGCGCUCCGCCGUCGAGCAGCAGAUGUUCGCCGCAAGGGAAGCAGGUCGCGCUGCGCGAAGAAAAGAGUGCGUCGGUCUCAUCAAGAAAGUGCGUAAUCUGCGGAUCGCGGAGCACGCCGCUUCUGGUGGCAAUAUCGACGAUGAGGAAGAAGAUGAUGGAGAAGAAGAUGAUGAGAUCUUCGAGUCUCUUUUUGCGGGUGGCGAUUGGGGAGAUGACGAUGAGGAAAAAGAUGGAGGUGGUAGUGGAGGUGGUGGACUUGGUGGAAUGUUUGAUGCCCAAGCCAUGAUGGUCUAG